This is a messenger RNA of Daucus carota subsp. sativus, 1707 nucleotides long. RefSeq lists its product as uncharacterized. The transcript has a single exon. NCBI's taxonomy places the organism in Eukaryota, Viridiplantae, Streptophyta, Magnoliopsida, Apiales, Apiaceae. The record is from RefSeq and is a predicted model, not a curated record. The coding region runs from base 1 to 1707 and encodes 568 amino acids.
AUGGGGGAUCAAAGACAAAGAUUUAGCUUUCGCCUACCCUGGUCAGCUCCAUCUGCACCCACUCGUCGUCCUUCCCCUGUAACUAAUAAUCCGUCCCGUGCCACCUCAAACCCUAACCAGCCUAAUGCCAACCCUACCACUGCUUCACAAGGACCACCAUCACAAUCUCAAGGUUCAUCACAAACACCAAAAGCUCUUCCAAGGUCUACGACAUCAACAAAAACAUCUCCCAAACCCACUUCCACCGGAAGUCCUAAUGUUACUAGGCAAACUGCAAUCAAAACAAAAGACCCUGCUCCUACAUCUACUUCCCCAAGUCAACCUACAGUUGAAACCCGAAGGCCUUCCUUAACCACUCCGCAGCCUGUAAGACCAGCCGCUCAAACAUCAAAACAAGACGUAGAACAGAACUCUGUUCCACAAGCUCAAGCCACACCAAAACAACAACCCUCUUCACCUUCCCCUAAAAAUUUUCAGUCAGGAACUUCAUCUCAGACAACGUCGCAAUCACAAUUAGGCACACAACGCCGAGCUACUUCCAAAUCCCCGCCACCUUUAAAUGCAUCACCUCAAUCUAGAGCACCAUCUCAUACAUCUCCCAAGUCCAAAAACGCCUCUCAGUCCCCAUUAGCAUCCCCUCCAAAAUCCAGUGUAUCAGAAACUGACUCUCAACCUACAUCACCUUCUCGAUCUCCACCUAGUCCUGACAAUCAUCUAUCAGGAAAAAAUACCAAAAAUUUUCAACCAACAACAGAAACACCUACUCAAAAAGGCUCUCCAUCUACCAUAGAGAGCCCUGUGCCACAACUACAAGCUCACCCGGAAAAAGAUAUUACUGAUGAGGUGAUCUCCAAGGCCCCAAUAGAAUCAACGGUUAAGCCCAUUGCCAUUCCAACUUCGCAACAAUCAGAUCCUCUACCAACUAAACCAACUCCAAUGACUGCUGAAGAAACGAAUGAAAAAUACAAAAAGGUAUUGCACUCAAAUUCCCCCAUGUUGCAAGGGAAGCAAUCUACCACAGCAUCACAUCAGUCAAACAAAAACAGGGCAGGCACGUCUCGCCCAAAACCUAUGGCAACAAAUGGAGAAGGGAUAUCUAUGCAGAAGGAGAUCAAGAAUGACAUCUCCAAGCUGACUCAAAAGAUGGCUAGUGAGCAGGGGAAACCAGUGAGUGUUAUAACCCUAGUCGGUGAAAACAAAGGAGCCACCAUGCAAAUAGGGUCACAAAAAGAAGGAACGGUCCACAUUCACAGAGGCUAUAAGCUCAACCCUGAUGAACGCGCUGAAGCCACGUCUGAAGGAGACAAAAGCUCGGUAGACAAAAGACCAGAAGAAGCUAAUACCAAGGAAGAUCAGAUGACAAAAGCAUAUAUGAAUAGUAAUUGCCAGGGAAUCAAUAACUCUAUUGUGUUCAAAAGUUCCAUUACAGAAAGGAACCCUGGAGUUCACCUCACUCUCACUCAAAAUCCAACAGAGCCCAUCAAGACAACCACUAAUGCAAACCAACUUGUGGCGCAAAAGGUGGAAGCCAGCAUUACUCCUUCACAAAAGCUCACUUAUGAGACUACAAUCCGAAGGAGGUGCUUAAGAGGUCUCUUGAUGGAAUCAAGUGAUUCUGAUCCAGAUAAUCCCGAAAAGCCUCGACGCCAUGGAUGUCGUUGUAGUUAUGGUGAUCUGAACAAAGAUAAGGACAUAGAUCUUCUCUGA